UUGGUGCUAUCUCUGUCUGUUUAUCUUUACCGGCUUUGCCUAUCUACGUACUCUUUCAAUAGAUUACAGCUGCAAUAUGGAGGAAAUAAAUUAAAUAAUAAUUAAAUUCGUAGUGUUCACAGCCGAUAAACAAUAAAUUAAUAUUCAACUAAUAAAGUCAUUUUACGUAAAUCGUUCAAUAAAAUUAUGAUCGUAUCUUCGCUAGGUUAUGUGUCAGCAUUGUUGUGACAAGCGAAGCGGUUACGUUUAAUUUCGGAAUUGUGUUCGACUGUGAGACGAAGAAGAUGGGUUUACUUACCGAUCCUAGAGCUGGAACUGGCAAAAUCAUAAAACUGUUAUUGAAAUGGGAGAAACCGUUGUGUUUUAUAUUAUAUGUGAAAGGAGUUAUAUGGUUAAUGCUGUUAGCAUUACCAAUGUUUAACGAUAAUACUUACUUCUCUGAGAAUGCUUUGUUACCUGGAUUAGUUACGAAAGAGAGUAAUCUAGAACAAAUAUCAAAGCAAUACUAUUAUGAACUAGUUCACGAAAUGAAGAGAUAUCCAGAUGGUAUGCCUUAUGCAUGGCUCUCAGCUAAAUUCAGUCAGCUUUACUUAGAUGUACAUAUCCAUAACUUUUCCUUGGUUUAUCCAUUUCAGGAACAAAAGUUUACAGGACAAAAUAUUUAUGGCAUCGUUAGAGCUCCACGGGCGUCUAGCACUGAGGCUAUUGUAGUCAGUGCACCGUAUAGGCCAAUUAAUAGCGUUCAUUUAGACACUGCACCUUCGAUAGCAUUAUUACUUGCAUUUGCAAAGUUUUGCAGAAAACAAAAGUACUGGGCAAAGGAUAUAAUAUUUCUUGUAACAGAACAUGAACAAUUGGGCAUGCAAGCGUGGCUGGACGCGUAUCAUGGUGUUACUAGCGGACAAGAAGGAAUAUUGCUAGCAGGAGAUUUAUCAGGAAGAGCUGGAUCUAUUCAAGCUGCUAUCAAUUUAGAAUUUCAUGCAAUGAAAAUUACAUCGAUUGAUGUCAAGAUAGAAGGUUUGAAUGGACAGUUGCCCAAUCUGGAUCUUUUUAAUCUAGCACAAAAUAUGAUAGCCAAAGAAGGAAUUCGACAAUCUUUCCAACGUCGAUUCGAUGUCAAUUACAGAAAUAAAUUUAAAAGCUGGUGGUAUUAUUUUAAUACAUUAAUGAGUAUGAUAGCGACUCAAGCCACUGGGGUUCCAACUGGUAAUCAUGGAUUCUUCCACAGAUUUGGCAUAGAAGCCAUUACAUUAGAAGGUUUUGAGAGAACUGGGAAAGAGGUAGGAGCAAAUUUUUAUCAGAUAGGACGUGUAGUCGAAAGUAUAGUGCGAUCACUUAAUAAUUUAUUAGAACGUUUCCAUCAAUCAUAUUUCUUCUAUCUAUUGCCCUCCACUGAUCGAUAUAUCUCUAUUGGAUUAUAUAUGCGACCUUUGGUUUUGAUAAUUGCAAGUGUAUUCAUAAAAGCCUUUUCUAUUUGGCAAAGAUUGCAGGCGUCAAGUAGUUCAAAUGAUGCAAAAGACAAAGAAAAUGAGACAAAUGAGCAAAAGGACAACGUCGAGCAAAAGGACAACGUCGAACAAAACUUAUCGAACAAGAUUGAGGAAUUCGAUAUUGGCAGUAUCGCUUCUGAAAUAUUAUGGGCACACAUGUUUGGCGUAUUAGUAAUGGCCUCACCCCGAUUUUUCACCUUAAUCGGGUCACAGAUGUUCAGCUUGCGCACAGAGGACUCAUUAUAUGGCGGUUUCGCUGCUCUUACAGUUCUCAUGAUUUUAUGGCGCUUCAAUCUGAGGAGGUCGAUGAGAUACGAAAAUAUAUCGCUCAUCUGCAUCAUCGCGUCCAUCGAAUUAGGCACUGCGUUAAUGUGCGUAGCCAUGCACAAUUUCUCAUUAGCGUUACUGACAGCCGUCGUAUAUGUACCAGUUAUACUGCUCAUAACGCCGCAUCACGAGUUCGCGUCAAGAUUCCGCAGCUUUCAGUACAUCGCGUGGAUUUUGCUUCAUCCAUUCAUCGUUUCUACGAUUGUCGUAUAUGUAUAUACUUAUAUCAACUUCCCUACCGACACAAUCCUGUCUCUGCUCCUCCGAGGCCACCGCGCUAAUAAGCAAGCGCUCGUAUUUAGUAUCAUGGAUUCCAUGAUAUACGGCAAUUGGCUCUACAAUGUUACCACCGCUGUUAUGACACCGAUCUGGCUGCUGUUUUGGAACGUCAUGCGUUCCAACGUUGUGAUGCCCAUGCAAUAAGACUGCAUUUACCGCACAGUUAAAAUUCCUACCGACUUAGAAUUUUGAUUUCGUAGGUACGAUCUUUCUUCGAUAAUAAACACUUCAUCGAUAAGAAAAGGAAGAUUCUCGAUAGCUUAAUAAACAGAAACAUAUUUUGAAAAGAA
This is a messenger RNA of Linepithema humile (Argentine ant), 2386 nucleotides long. RefSeq names its product glycosylphosphatidylinositol anchor attachment 1 (gene GAA1). Gene Ontology annotation, cellular component: membrane; GPI-anchor transamidase complex. NCBI's taxonomy places the organism in Eukaryota, Metazoa, Arthropoda, Insecta, Hymenoptera, Formicidae. Gene Ontology annotation, biological process: attachment of GPI anchor to protein. The record is from RefSeq and is a predicted model, not a curated record.